AUGUCUAUUAAUGGUGGGGUGGGUAAUGAGCAACUUAAUUAUCUUAACAAAUCGCAAAAAGGGGACCCUUUUUCAAAUAUUUAUAAUCAAUGGUCGAGGAAUCAUCCAAAUUUUUCCUACAAAAAUCCUCCCCUUAAUCCCAUCCCUCAACAAAUGGUUAGACCUUCCAGUUUCCAAGUACCAAGUGAAAGAACUCAACCAUCAAGUGAGAGGGUAGAUGAGGAAAAAGAAAAACCUUAUGUGCCUCCAACACCAUACAAACCACCCAUACCAUUUCCCCAAAGAUUCGCCAAGGCUAAAAUUGAGGAGCAAUGUAGGAAGUUUGUGGAACUUUUGAAAAAAUUAUAUAUAAACAUUUCGUUCACCGAAGCACUCUCUCAAAUGUCGUCAUAUGCUAAGUUUUUGAAAAAAAUUUUGUCAAACAAAAGAAAACUUGACGACCAUGAGACAAUUGCUUUAACUAAGGAAUAUAGUGCCCUAAUUCGAAAUAAAUUUCCUCUCGAACUUAAUGACCCUGAAAGUUUUUCUAUUGCUUGCGUUAUUGGUGAUAUGAGUUUUGAACGUGCUUUGUGUGAUCUUGGGGCUAAUGUAAGCCACAUGCCUUUAUCAGUUUGUAAGAAACUUGAUGUGGGUGAGUUAAAUCCCACAAACAUUUCCUUACAGCUAGUUGAUCGAUCUUUCAAGUAUCCAGUGGGCAUAUUGGAGGAUGUUCGUAUCAAAGUAGGACAAUUGUUUAUAAUGGUUGAUUUUAUGGUUUUGGAACUGGAAAAGGACUCCUAA
Cicer arietinum (chickpea) is the source of this 780-nucleotide messenger RNA. The record is from RefSeq and is a predicted model, not a curated record. Lineage: Eukaryota; Viridiplantae; Streptophyta; Magnoliopsida; Fabales; Fabaceae.